Molecule: messenger RNA, 1644 nt
Organism: Aspergillus steynii IBT 23096
Lineage: Eukaryota; Fungi; Ascomycota; Eurotiomycetes; Eurotiales; Aspergillaceae
Exons: 9
Coding region: 1-1644 (547 amino acids)
Biological process (GO): pectin catabolic process
Molecular function (GO): carbon-oxygen lyase activity, acting on polysaccharides; carbohydrate binding
Source: RefSeq, a predicted model, not a curated record
AUGAGGAUCUUGACGAUCAUUCUUGCUCUCUUCACCUUUCCAUUGGCAGUGUACGCUGCCUUUGGGUACACGGAUAAUGGUUCCGAAUAUGUCAUCGACUCUGGGGCAUCCCUAGUCAUCAAAGUCAGCAAGGCAAACGGUGACAUAACCUCCAUCGCUUACAAAGGUGUCGAGUACCAGGGUUACCAGGGAAAGAACACCCAUGUUGAAUCGGGCCUUGGUGCUUCAACCGUGACAAUCCAGCAGUUCUCUUCACCUGCAUAUAUCAUAAAGGUCGCUGUUACUUACGGAACCCUCAAGCACUACCUCUUUGUUCGGUAUGGCAACAACAACGUCUAUAUCUUCACCAACAAGGCAGACUCCAGCGUCUCGGCAUCCCGGUACAUUGUGCGCCUGAAGCCAAAUGUGUUUCCUCAUUCCUCUACCGACUCAGACUUCUACGACGACGGCAGCACAACCAUCGAAGCAUCCGACAUCACCAAGAACUCAGCCGGAUACACCAAGAGCAAGCACUACCAGGGAAGCAACUACGGACGGGUAAUGGACUUCGAUUACGUGGGCAAAACAACCGGCAGCGUUGGCGUUUGGCUCAUUCGCUCGAACCACGAGAAGGCGUCCGGCGGUCCGUUCUUCCGCUCCUUGGUUCGAGGAUGUACCACUAUCGCGGAGGAUCUGUAUGAGAUCUACUUCUAUUCUAUGGGCCAUACGGAUGCCGAGCGAUAUGGACUGCAGGGACCUACGGUUCUUUCAUUUACCGACGGCGGGACGCCGAACACAGCUCUCUUUGCUCGCAAUGCCGACUGGAGCUGGUUCGAUACGCUAGGGCUCGACGGCUGGACCACCUGGGGAAACCGUGGCUGGAUAUCCGGAGUCGGCAUCGCCAACAUGAAAAGCGGAUUCACCUACGUCGUCGGGCUAUCCAACACCGCCGCACAGUACUGGGGCACGGCCUCCUCCUCCGGCGGCGCAUGGUCCAUCAAAAACGUCCUACCCGGAACCUACACCCUAACGGUCUACAAAGGAGAGCUGGAAGUACACACCCGCAGCGUCACUGUAUCCACCGGCUCCGGUACCGCCGUCAACACCAUGACACCCACCGACCCGUCCGACACGACUGCUCUCUGGCGCAUCGGCGACUGGGACGGCACGCCCUCGGGCUACCUGAACUUCGACAAAACCCCAAUGCUACCCACAUACAUGCACCCAUCCGACGUGCGGAUCUCGACCUGGGACUCGGGCAACUUCAUCGUGGGGACAUCCGCCACGAACUCGUUCCCCGGGUACAUGUGGAAAGACGUGAACAACGGACACGUGGUGUACUUCAGGCUGUCUGCGGCACAGUACGCGAGCGCGCAUACGAUCCGGAUCGGGAUCACAGAGGCGUUUAUUGGCGGACGGCCGCAGAUUAGCGUGAACGGGUGGACAUCUGCGGCUCCGAGCCCGAGCACGCAGGGCUCGACGAGGAGUUUGACCGUGGGCACGUAUCGUGGGAAUAAUGUUAUGUUUACAUAUGAGGUGCCGGCGAGCGCGUGGCUGCAGAGUACGUCGGAGUGGCAGGUGUUGACGAUUAAUGUGAUUAGUGGAAGUAGUGGGUCGGGAUAUUUGAGUCCGGGGAUUAGUAUUGAUUGCGUGGAUAUGAUUUAG